CUUUGUUGUUUUGAUUGGAAAUUAUUUUUCUGACUUUUUUUUCAUUUUCAUAAUGAUUCUUUCAUUGAUUGGAUCGAUAGGUUUAGUUAGCCUGUUGUUUAUAUUCAAUGUAUUUCUUCAUUAUUAUGAAUUAGAACAACGAAAUUGUCACAAUGAUGCUUGUAAAAGUUUUACAAAUAAAAUUAUCGAUUCAAUCGAUUAUACUGUAAAUCCAUGUGAUGAUUUCUAUCAAUUUGUUUGUGGAAAUUGGAUUCGAAAUAUCGAGCUACCACCAGAAGUUGAUUCUAUUGAACCUAUGAUUAUGGUAAAAAUAAAUCUUAAACGACAACUUCGCAAUGUAUUAGUUAAUGCUUGGGAUAUUGACAAUAAUCAUAUUAAUCGAAAAAUUAUCAAAUCUAAUUCAUGGGCCGUAAAAUGGGCAAUAAAACUUUAUCAUCUGUGCAUGACUACUACAGUACCAAAAAAUGCCAAGUUUUACAAAAAGUUUUAUCAAAAAUGGUCAAAACUUGGAUUACCACGCGUUUUAAAUUGGCCAAUUGUAUAAAAAGAUAAAACAAUUAUUAAUGAAAAUUUUGCCAUUGAUUGGAUUGAGAUUUAUGCAAAUUUUUAUCAUGAAUUUGGAUUUGGUCCAAUAAUCGAAUUUGACGUUGGUCCAAUAGGAUGGGAUAAAGAUUCAAUCAUUUUUGAUUUUAGUAGAUUUUUAUUGGAAAGUUUACGUUAUGAAGAUGAAAAUAUUGAUUAUUUCUAUAAUCGACCUUAUGAACUAAUGAAAAUGAUUAAACAAUUUGAUCCUUCAAUUAACAUAUCGGAUAAAGUUCUCCGCGUAGCCAUGAUGGAAGUUGUAUGGAUGGAAAAAUCAAUCGCUCGACAGAUUAAUAAUGAAUUUGGUGAAAAUGUGAAAAUACAAUUGGAUAGAUUGUAUCUAAGAACAAAGCCGGCGAAUAUGACAAAUUUUUUAAAUAAAAUGUAUAAAUUUAGUCAACAACUAGAACACGUUAAUGUCAACAACAUGAGUAAUUAUCAAUGGAACGAUAAAGAUUAUGUUGGAAUUCAACAAAAAUUACCUGCAUAUCAUUCGAUAUUUGAUAACAUCGCUAAGAAUCCUAAACAUAUUCUUUAUAAUUUUCUAUGGAUAAAAGCAUUAGAAUAUACAAUGGAAGAAUCGUUGCCAAAAUCAGCCGACCAAUGUUUUUAUAUGAUGUAUGAUGAUAAAUUCGAAUUACAAUUUGCAUUAGCACGUAUAUGGAUUGAUUAUUGGCUAAAAUCUGGUUCAAAAUUGAAAACAGUUGAAAUGGUCAAUUAUUUGAAACAGGCUACGAUUGAAAUAAUAAAAUCAAACGAAUGGUUAGAUGAACAAACCAAAAAUCUUGUUAUAGAUAAAAUUCGUGCCAUUGUUGAUGAAGUUGCUUUUCCUGAAUGGAUUCUAGUUGAUGAAGAACUAGAUGCAUUUUAUGGAAUGUUUGAUUUGUUACAUCACCAAAUUCCGGAUAAUUAUUUUGAUGCAUAUGUUUUAUUGAAACAAAUUAUUAUUGCAAAUAUAUUUCAUCGUACUAAAGGCAGAACAAAUUGGAAAUUUAAUUUAAUAUCACCUAUUAGCGUGAAUGCAGCAUAUCAAAGCCUUAAGAAUACAAUCCAUAUUGCUGCGGCCAUUCUGAAUGCACCGGUAUUUGAUCCAGAAUUACCAUUUUAUAUCAAUUAUGGAAUGUUAGGAUUUAUUAUUGGACAUGAAAUUACACAUAGUUUAGAUGAAACAGGUUUCAGUUACAAUAAAGUUGGAUUGAAAACAAAUUGGUGGACAAAUGAAUCAAUGGAAAAGUUUGAAAAUCUAACCAAAUGUUUUGUACGUUUAUAUGAUGAUCAUAAUGAAGAAUGGAAAGAAUUAUUCGAUGGUUACAGAACAUUAGGAGAGAAUAUUGCCGAUAACGGUGGAAUACGAAUCGCAUAUCAUGCAUAUCGAUUACGAUUGAAACAAUUAAAACAUAUUGGUCGAACAGUGAAUUUAUUGCCCUGGUUAUCCACGAAUUUUACUAUCGAUCAGAUAUUCUUCAUUUCAUUUGCUCGACUAUUUUGUAAACAAGAAACCAAUGAACAUGCAUAUGAAUUGGCAGAAUAUGAUAGCCAUUCACCACAUAAAUAUCGUGUAAAUGUUGUACUUGGAAAUUUUGAACAAUUUUCACAAAGUUUUCAUUGUUCCAAAAAUUCUACAAUGAAUUUUAAUCAACGAUGUAUUAUAUGGUAAUCUAUGAUUAUAACAAUA
Molecule: messenger RNA, 2257 nt
Organism: Dermatophagoides farinae (American house dust mite)
Lineage: Eukaryota; Metazoa; Arthropoda; Arachnida; Sarcoptiformes; Pyroglyphidae
Product: endothelin-converting enzyme homolog
Biological process (GO): protein processing
Cellular component (GO): plasma membrane
Molecular function (GO): metalloendopeptidase activity
Source: RefSeq, a predicted model, not a curated record